Molecule: messenger RNA, 2775 nt
Organism: Acipenser ruthenus (sterlet)
Lineage: Eukaryota; Metazoa; Chordata; Actinopteri; Acipenseriformes; Acipenseridae
Product: GTPase IMAP family member GIMD1-like
Exons: 2
Coding region: 16-666 (216 amino acids)
Molecular function (GO): GTP binding
Source: RefSeq, a predicted model, not a curated record
CCCUGAGCUGCAUCCAUGGAGAAACCAGACCAGGAUGACAUUUGCCUGAAUGUUCUUCUGCUGGGAAAGACUCAGAGUGGGAAAAGUGCAACAGGAAACAUUGUCCUGGGAAGCUAUGAGUUUGUGAGCAGACUCUCUGUGGGACCUGUGACUCAGGACUGUCAGCUUUGCUACAGAAACUUUCCCAAGUUCAUUCGUCGAAACGGCAGAGAGGUUGCACUAUGUGUGAAGGUGCUGGACACUCCAGCAUACCCUCAUUGCGAGCUCAGCCCAGUGGAGGUCAAGGAGGCUAUUCAACGAGCCCUAAAACAGAACUUUGAACAGGGACUGCAUGUGGUUCUGCUUGUGAUGAGGGCAGAUGUCCCGUUUUGUGAAGAGGACAGUCAAUGUAUACAACUAGCAGAGGAGCUUCUUGAUCCAGAUUGGAAGACAUACACCCAGAUUAUCCUCACCCACAAGGACAGCCUUGAAGAAGCUAGAUUUAAAAAGGAAGAUUAUAUAAGCAAGGCCUCUGGAGCCUUCAAAUCACUUCUGGAGUCAGUGGAGCACAGGUAUCACUUUGUGGACAACACUGCAGCCUUUCUCCAAAAAGAAGGCAGACCAAUUCUAGAAAAACUAAUCUACCUUUCAGGGCAAAAUAAAUACAAAGGAUUUACCGUGAAAUAAAUCUUGGUUGGACACCUCUCCUUAACCGUAGUCCAAAAACAAGAAAGUACCUUUGAUCUUACACCAUUAUGAUGAGGGUGGUGUCAAAUUAAAUUAUGCAUUUUGUUUCUAAAGGGUGUAAUUUCUAGAAUCUUGCAUUUAUUGUAUACAAGUCCUCAUUUUAUCACUGUCCCCUUUUUCCUGUGUUACUAUCCCAAUAGUCAAAUCUACAUUAAUAAUAACUACCAUAUAUGUUUAACACACUCCACUUGAAACAAGCCCAGGUGUAUGCCAAUACAGUACAUCAUCAGUAUCACUGGACCAAGUCUCUUUCUGGUACUAUGUAAUACUACAUAAUACUUCAAAACUUUAGGUUACAGCAAAGCACUGGUAUUUUCCAAUAACUACACAAUGCAGUUGGUGAUGUAACCUGUGGUUAUAGGAAGUUAUUCAUCACAGCAUGUGUCUUGAAAAUAAUCUGAAGUGGGUUUGGACCAAUACUCAUUGCUAAUUCAAAUAUGGGUUCAACUGGAUUUAAGAUUUAAAACGGAUACACAAAUUGCUGUAUGGGAAUGUAAUUUAGGACAACUUUCUGGAUAUUUUUUAUUAAUUAUUUGUUUUUUAAACAAAAUUGUUUCUUCAGCUGAUUGAGCACCAUUCAAGAACUUAGAUCCACUGUUCCAGUUUCUCUGCAGUCAUACCUAUUUAUAUCGACCCCCGGUUAAAAAUAGUGGGUGUGAAUUUCAGCAAAAGCAGAACAAAAAAAAAAUGGCACAUACAUUAUAAUAAAAGAAAAAAGCAAGCAUAGCACCUCUGUUACACUUUGCUAUUAACAUUAAAUAUCACAAGCUAUUGGGAGAAUUAUAUUCUAGGGAUAUAUGGGUGUGCUGAGCUUUGUAGAUGCUGUUGCCUUUGAUUUCAAAGCCUGCCCCCUUUAUGUGAAAUUAACCUUGGCAGUAACAUUAUUUAGCACGCUUACACUUUUGCAUGUAUCUGGAAAACCGUUUAAUAAAUUGUGAUGAAACUUGGUAUAACAUUAUUUAGCAUAAGUUAUUGGGGGGGAUCUACAGAGUUGUACAUUAAGUCCCAUAGCCCUCCACUACUCUGUGAAGUUAAGAGUUUUUGUUCAAUGGUGUUCAUUUUACGCGCAAUACAUGCAACUAGAGCAAUUUAUUUUUGAUUGUCCCACGGAAGCCAUGUUUUUUACUGUAGCAACUUCACUUGGGAAAUCUUUAACCCUUUGCGGUCCAUUUAUUUCAGCACUCGUCAGGCACGUCAGAUCCAAUUUAUUUUCACACGCACUAUUUAAAAGUUAUUUUAUUCUUAAGUAAAACAGGUUUAAAAGGCACUGCAUAUCAACAGCACACUCAGUACUGCAUCCCCAGCCCCGCCCCACCCCUUGUUCGCUGUAUUUAUCACAUACCUCUUCAUAGUCGUGCAUACUGAUAAAUCAUCUCCUGAUCACUCGUUUUAUCACCAAACUCCUCAGUAAUGCGAUCCAAGUCAUUAUUUUAUUACUAUAACAUCUCAAAAAGCUUGGUAAAUGUCUGUGAUAUUCUUUGAGUGCUGGCUGCGGAAACAGCGAUCUUGUUUGUUUGUGUCCGUGUUAUGUCUGUGGUGAAGGGACUAUGUGUAUUGCUCAGAUCCGCUCCCCAUUUUUUUUCGGCUCCUAUUGGUCUCACUUGGACAUUGAAAGGUUUUCUCUGCUCUUUCCAGAGAAAAAACGACGAGAGACCUGUGCUUGAUGUCUUUUUGAUGAUGUAUGACCGGAAAGGGAAAAUUGUAAUGUCGGACCUGGUCCGACAAAGGACCGCAAAGGGUUAAAAGAAAACCAUACUUGGAUCAUGUAUGCAAAGUUUUGCUUUGAUCAGAUUAGCGGUUUUGGAGAAAAAUACAUUUGUGUGUUAAUUAGGUUAUCUAACAUGGCCGCAAUACAACCAAUCAGCUUCAUUUCGAGCACCGUGCAUCUUGGACAAUCCCUAACCAAGUAUCCCAAGUUUCAGAACUCUGCAAUACGUGGUUUCCGACAAGAUGUUUGUAAAUUGUCCCCAUUAGCGUCUACAACUCUGUGAAGUUUUCGUGCAAUGGUUUUCAUUUUAUGCAACUUCUAAGGUUUUGUUGGUGGAAAGA